Molecule: messenger RNA, 6121 nt
Organism: Porites evermanni
Lineage: Eukaryota; Metazoa; Cnidaria; Anthozoa; Scleractinia; Poritidae
Source: the annotation of a GenBank genome assembly
AUGAGAAAUAGCAAAGAUACUAAAACGCAAGACCAGGAUAAAGACGAAAAAGUCAACGACAAAGAACCUGGAAUGCAACGAGAAGGAUUUCGGCAUGAUGCGCCAUCUGGUAAGAUGCACUUGCGUUCAGUUUAAGCCUUUAAACUUAUGAUCACGCUUUGUCCGACAGAUUGUUUCCAAUCCUAUUUUGAUGGCAGAGUUCGCUUUUAUUUUGAAGAUUAUCUCAAAUUCUUCCGAGUUACUCAAAAUAUUCCCUCAAAAUGAUCUCCCUGUAUAGAUAUUUAAGCUUGAGAGUGUUAUAUACAUCACGCUAAUUGUGCUAGGCGCCAUUGUGUUAAUUUGCUCGGUGGUGGUAAACCGCGGGGAUCAAACUCACAGACACACGCCAUUUCCUUCUUUUGCAGAUUUUAGCAAUUAAUCAAAAGUGGCGAAGAGUAAAAUUUAUGCUAUCUUUGAAAAUAAGUUGAGUCAAUUGUUUACUGAAACUCAGAGAAAUAUUUAUUAUAAGAGGCAUCUUUAAAUCUUCAUUGGCUCGUCUCUUUCAAUAAUUGAUGUUUCGUGACCGGAAGUGACGUUUACUGGAGUAUUGUACAGUGGAUUUGUGGGCUGAAAAUUAUAAACAGGUAUUAAGUACCGCAAUCUCAAAAUAUAGAAAAAAUAGAAAAAUCAUAUUUGAUAGUGUGAUUGCACUGCAUAGAUUUUGUAUUACAGUUUACUUCAAGAGGUAACCUACUGAUUAUUCAUCAGUAGCUUCAGAAAAGUCCACUUUGCUGCAUCUAAACAAGUAAGACAUACAAUUAAUGUAGCUCAAUAAAAAAAGCUUAGUCAAUAAAAAUUGUCAUUAAAAACAGAACUCUUUUUUAUAUUCAGAAUGCUGGAUAUUGCAUUUUUUAACUUCUUUAUUGCACAUUUUCUGGGAUCUUGCAAAUCACAGGAGAUAAAGAGAGCAGUCCAAAAAUUUCACAAAAGAAAAGAAAGGGAACCAGCUCUCAAGCUGCAAGCUCCAGGGCAUCCACACACCUUGACAAGAAAACACAGCAAAUGGUAGCAGAAUUAUACAGACUGAAGUGGCAGAUGACUGCAUUCAAACAGUCCAUACAAAGACCCCCUGUGUAAGUGAAUCUUCCACUGUCUGGUCCCUGCAGGGGAAGAAACCUGGUAAAGGGUGUGGUGGUAGGGGGAAGGGUGGUGACAUGAAUUAUGAAAAAAAGGUAAAGUAGUUGUCAGGAGUUAAGGUUCAGUAGCAUUGACAUUAGUUGGCCAAUGUACAUGUAUAUAUGAGGGGGUGUAAGGGUUUGCAGUGAUGCGGUUUUGCUAGAUUUUUGGUGCAGUUUUGCGAAAAUUUUUAUUUUAAGUUGCAGUAUUGCGGUUUUACAAUACCAAGUGUUUUGCAGUAUUUUGAAAUUUUCGGGUAAUUUCAAUGCGGUUUGCGGGUUUCUUAUGUUAUCCUGUGCUGUGUUUAUAAGUGUUUCUGUGUGGUUUUGCAGUAUUCAUAACUAAACAUGGUUCCAACUUGUAUGAAACAUAUUUACCUAAAGCCUUGGCCUAGCGGCCUAGCUACCCAUAACUCCAGUGUUAGCUCCCCCAAAUUGUAACAAAAAUAUUAAUACUGUCUCUCGACUCCAACAGGAGGCCAUANAGAAAGGGAACCAGCUCUCAAGCUGCAAGCUCCAGGGCAUCCACACACCUUGACAAGAAAACACAGCAAAUGGUAGCAGAAUUAUACAGACUGAAGUGGCAGAUGACUGCAUUCAAACAGUCCAUACAAAGACCCCCUGUGUAAGUGAAUCUUCCACUGUCUGGUCCCUGCAGGGGAAGAAACCUGGUAAAGGGUGUGGUGGUAGGGGGAAGGGUGGUGACAUGAAUUAUGAAAAAAAGGUAAAGUAGUUGUCAGGAGUUAAGGUUCAGUAGCAUUGACAUUAGUUGGCCAAUGUACAUGUAUAUAUGAGGGGGUGUAAGGGUUUGCAGUGAUGCGGUUUUGCUAGAUUUUUGGUGCAGUUUUGCGAAAAUUUUUAUUUUAAGUUGCAGUAUUGCGGUUUUACAAUACCAAGUGUUUUGCAGUAUUUUGAAAUUUUCGGGUAAUUUCAAUGCGGUUUGCGGGUUUCUUAUGUUAUCCUGUGCUGUGUUUAUAAGUGUUUCUGUGUGGUUUUGCAGUAUUCAUAACUAAACAUGGUUCCAACUUGUAUGAAACAUAUUUACCUAAAGCCUUGGCCUAGCGGCCUAGCUACCCAUAACUCCAGUGUUAGCUCCCCCAAAUUGUAACAAAAAUAUUAAUACUGUCUCUCGACUCCAACAGGAGGCCAUAUACUCCAGAUAUCUUCAACAGCCUGUCACCUUAUUAUAAUCAGUACCUGGUAGACUCUACAAUUCAGGAUCUGAUGCAGGUUAGUAUUUUUUAUAAGGCUGCAUAGAUUCCAAAGCUAAUCCAUUAAUAGGGCUGGGGGACUGCCAUAAUUUUUAAAGUCACCAGGAUUCUCAUCAUCUUGCUUAGUAGUAGAAGGUGCAGAUUUGGUGUCAUUUUUUGCUGAUAAAUGUAUUGUUUAGGGCAAGAGAGCAUAAUCUGAGUUAUUUCUCUCUGGCUUAGGAUUGUGCGACUUUAAUAUAUAUAAAAAAAGAACAAACCCUUUUUAACUCUGUGAGACUACGGUUUCCUUUAGGGGUCUAAGUAAGCCCAUGCCAUGCCCAGAUUUGUUUCAGUAAUCUCAGCUAGUAUAUGGGAGUCAUCCCCUUCCCGAAACUUUAGUGUAAAAGGUGAUUUAGAAGGACAAGUCAAUGUUAUAUAAUAAUUAUUAAAGUGACCUCAAAUAUAGCCUAUUGACAUUUUAAGGGUUUUUUAUAGGAGCCAGAAGUAAGAAUGCCCAGAGGGUAUGGCCACAGACCUACAGCCCUUGGAAUAGUGGGUAAUUAGAGAAACAAUUUCCUUUUUGCGAAUUACACUCCCAGGCAAUUGAUUGGAUUAGAUGUUGAUGUUGAUGUUGUUGUAAAGCCCACACAAUAAUAAUAAUAAUAAUAAUAAUAAUAAUAAUAAUAAUAAUAAUAAUAAUAAUAAUAGGCUUUCUUUAAAGAGGGUAAAACACUUAACAGUAGUGCUAAGACACUGAUAACUCUGUGGCCCUCAAAACAAAUUACAAGUAUAGAUUCUACAACUAAAAACUAUAAAAUAUACCAUUUUCAAAGAUAAUUUAGGAUAAAAUAUAAUAGAUAAUUUCUAAAAAGACAUUAUGACUAAGAUAGAUAAAAACAACAAAACAGAGAUCAUUGUCAACACAACAAAGAUCAUUGUCAUAAAUCAAAACAGUGAGUUCUUUUUCCAAUUCAAGAUACAACACAAGCCUGUUACCCCAAACUGUCAGUCCCCUCCACCCUUAAGUGGAUUGAAUGUCGUCCCCAAGAGUAUAGAAAAUUGACUUGAUAAAGGAGAAAAAAAGGCUUCCAAUGGAUACUCCCAAGGUGGAAUGAAUGAGGAGAAGAGAAAGAAAAUGGAAUAAUGAGGGUGUCAUUCUGAGUGUCAUUAAAGUGGGAAAUGUGAAUAUCCCAGGGACUACCCCCACCUCCACCCUCAAAUCUAAAAUGUAAGGCAUUGGUUUUGGUAAUAAAUAUGUAAAAGUUUGUAAAUGUCAGUUUUUUGAACUGAAAUGUUUUCCUUUCAGACCCAGAAAUCGCUUGGAGAAUGGACAAGUAAGUAAUAGUUUGUUUAAUGGUAAAUUCAGGGUUUGCCUCAAAAGGGUUCUCGUUAAUAUCCUGAUUUAUGUGGAAGUAGCUGGAACAAUUUUCCAUAACCGCCCGUGUGAAACGACAUCCCUGGCCUGAUGGCCUUGCAACAGAAGCUUUCCAUCGACGUUUGGGUUUACGCGCGAGAGGCACGCGAAAGGAAACGCGCGUUCUUUCCCGGCUCGUUUCACUCCCUAUUCGAAACGGAGAGCUUUCUCAUAGGCUACCAAAUCCCUUGUACAUGUGACGUCAUCAGUGUUAGUGGUCAUAGAUAACAGACACUCAAUUAGUGCAGGAUUUAAAGUUGGUGACCAUGUUCUGCCAUGCGCGAUUUGGUCAAUCAAGAUAGGGAUCAAGCGCGUAAGAAACCAUAAGAACCGUGUAACCUUGGCUUGAAAAUUAGCCUGCGAAAAGAGCCGUUUCUCCUCGCUCUUUGCCUCUGGGGACGUUUCGCGCGGAGGAACGUCCUUUAUUCCUCGCGAAACGUCCUCAGCGGCGAAGAGCCAGGAGAAACGGCUGAUUUCGCAGGCUACUUGAAAAUUAGAGUAAAAAUUCUAAAGGAUCUCACCAUUACUUCCUUAGACUGUUCACAGUUCACAACUUUUUCGUAAGAUCGUCAGGAUCGAGCGCCGGUACGGACGGCCAACUUGGUUUCAUAUGUACCCAGGGGGCGGGCAUCGGGGUUUAAAGCGGUAGGGGGAGGGAGGCGAGAAAAUUAUUUCUCUCGCUUCCUCCCAAACAACCCCCCGCCCCCUAAGUGGUUUUGACACUCAUUCAAGAUUGCUGCCCUUAACGCAAAGCGCUCGAUCUCGACGAUCUUACGGAAAAAUAGGGAGCUGUGAACAGUCUAUUACUUCCUCAGCGUUCAGAACCCAAUAAAAAAGGAAUAAUAAUAAUAAUAAUAAUAAUAAUAAUAAUAAUAAUAAUAAUAAUAAUAAAACGAGGCAACUAGAAAAGCGAAAAACAAACAAACGAAGGCGAAAAAAAAGUAUAAAGGUCAAGCUUACCUCUUUCGAUAUUUUGCCCUUUGCGCGUGAGGAAACUUAGGAAAAUGUAAUUUGCUCCCCUUUUCCGUUAUAAACGAAGGCCAAGAGAAAGUGACAAUAAAAUAGCGUGACAAACUUUUAAAAUGGAGUUUCUGAACCAGAUUGAAUCACCUGGGCCAUUUUGAAAACUGCAAUCUCUACGCAACAGAACGGAACUACCGAAAUCCUUGUUCUGGGCUUCCACCUGUGUACUAGGAUUUGAGCAUGCACCAUGAUUGGCGUUUUAACAUCUCAAGCUGCAAGCUCCAGGGCAUCCACACACCUUGACAAGAAAACACAGCAAAUGGUAGCAGAAUUAUACAGACUGAAGUGGCAGAUGACUGCAUUCAAACAGUCCAUACAAAGACCCCCUGUGUAAGUCAAUCUCCCACUGUCUGGUCUCUGCUGGGGAAGAAACCUGGUAAAGGGUGUGGUGGUAGGGGGGAAGGGUGGUGACAUAAAUAUGAAAAAAAGGUAAAGUAUAGUUGUCAGGAGUUAAGGCUCAGUUGCAUUGACAUUAGUUGGCCAAUGUACAUGUAUAUAUGAGGGGGUGUAAGGGUUUGCAGUGAUGCAGUUUUGCUAGAUUUUUGGUGUAGUUUUGCAGAAAUUUUUAUUUUAAGUCGCAGUAUUGCGGUUUUGCAAUACUGAAUGGUUUGCGGUAUUUUAAAAUUUUUGGGUAAUUUCAAUGUGGUUUGCGGUUUUCUUAUGUUAUUCUGUGCAGUGUUUAUACAUAUUUCUGUGCAGUUUUGCAGUAUUCAUACCCCCUUACGCCCCCCUCAUAUAUGGUCCCUUUCAGCUGAGAGGAAACUAUUAUUUUCCUGUCCACACAGGCUUUAGGUGGGUAUCUAUUAAUUAACAAAUGAAUUAAUACACCCCUUAAUUGGACUAGCAUUCCAUUGAAAGAAGAAGGAUCAAAGGUGUUGGAAUUAUAGGUUAAUAUACAUAAAUGAGUAUUUAUACAGCAAGAUGUUAACUGUAGUGAGAACUGUUCAAUAUACAUAACAAGUUUAAAGGUCCAAAAAUUUUGACCGACAUGACCAGCUGCAAUGGUACCUUUUAUAAGCAUGUACAUUAAGAGCUAGCAAACAGACGUUUCAGUUGACAAAAAAAAAGCAGUAGCAAGGGAUGAACCUCUUAAAGGGAGCCUACAAGAUUUUCCCUACCAGCUCCUAAUCAUGGUUCCAACUUGUAUGAAACAUGUUUACCUCAGGCCUUGGCCUAGUGGCCUAGCAGGCUAGCUAUACCCAUAACUCCACUGUUAGCUUCCCCAAAUUGUAACAAAAACACUGUCUCUCGACUCCAACAGGAGGCCAUAUACUCCAGAUAUCUUCAACAGCCUGUCGCCUUAUUAUAAUCAGUACCUGGUAGACUCUACAAUUCAGGAU